UUGCCUUCAAUUAUAGAGCUACACACCCCUGGUGAGGCCCCCCUUCUUUUUGCUAGCCAGUCCUGCUUAAUGCACCUGCUGGAGUGGGGCGAUGAGAGGAAGACACCGCUGCGGAUCCGAAGCCGAGGAGAGGCGUUCUGCACGCUUGCAGAAACGAAGCGGUGGGCGGGACUGUGUGUGUUAACACCAGGCGGCGGCGGCGGCAACAACAAGCAGCCGAAGCCGGGGCAGGAAAGGGCUGCCUCAGCCGCUGGACCGGCAGAGAGUGCUGCGCUUUAGGAGGGGCUGGAGUCCUCCUGAGGACUCUUAGACUUGGCUAUGAAGCCUUUCAAGGGGAAAAGCUCAGCCGGCGGCAAAGAUUUCCUAGAAGAUGCUGGAGAGCUGGCUGAGGUGCUCUGUGAAUUUGAUGCAGUGAUAGAGGAUUUUUCAUCCCCUGUAAAUGAGCGCCACUUCCAAUAUGAAGAGCAUCUGGAACGGAUGAAGCGACGGAGCAGUGCCAGUGUCAGCGAGUGCAGCGGCAUAAGUGACUCUGAGAGUGCAGAUUCACUCUACAGAAAUAGUUUCAGCUUCAGUGAUGAAAAGUUAAAUUCUCCAACAUUGACUGCGCCAGCUGCAUCUACUCCAACAAUAGCUUCUCACAAAGCAAAGCUUGGAGACACGAAAGAACUAGAAGACUUUAUUGCUGAUCUUGAUAGGACUUUGGCAAGCAUGUGAAACACUAACUGCUUUAGCAGGAUAGCUUCCUUCAAAACGUUGAACCUUGGCUGAUAUCCACUUGAUCUUUUGUCUGACGUGGCAGAGACGAGGUGGAUGCUCUCAUCUCCAACGUCCGCAGCCAUCUCCUUUUACACUGCCACAACUGUUGUCUCUUUUUCUACAGAUUCAAAUAACAUUUUUCAUAAAGUAUAGCUUAAGAUUAAUUUAAAAGUGCUUUUGUGAAAAGAUUUUUGUAAUUUUUAUAUAGUUAACUUUAAUGCUUUUCAGUUACAAUAUAUUUUUAUAUACAAAUAAAAUCUGAACUGGAAUUUUUAAAAGGUAUUAAAGGGAUGUCAACUAUUUACCUCCAUUUCAGAAGCUCACAGCAAUUAACUUGGUUAGUCUCCAUCCAUGGACUGGCUAGGACCAGACCUGCAUUAGGUGCUUCCAGGUCACCAUCCUCUGUGCUUUUACCUCUACCCUUCAAAGUUCAAACUUACCAAAUUUGCAAAUAUAUUCCAACUUGCACCAAUUAAAACAAUAGCAGGAUUGCAUAAUUCUGCCUCUGCUCCCAGAGUGCCCACUUAGAAUGAUGAAAGGUGUACUGAUGCAAUGUGACAGAAGUGUUGACAAUGUCCUAGCUGUAGCAACUGAGCUUCCACUAAGUGUCAAAACAAUUAGAACAUUUAGCUAACCUCUGGAACCACAAUGCGAGAAAAAUUGGUAUAUAAAGUAAUCUGGCUGCUGCAAACAAGGAAGCUUUACAAGAAUGAAUUGGGUUUCUGAAUAAUGAUUUCCUUCUCCAAAUGUUUUAUAAGUUUUAUCCAGAUGUUCACAGUCUAAGGAGGCAAAACAUAUUGUCAGCUUGUCUUGACUCAAUUGCAGUUUUACUCAGAGAUUGCAAUCUUUAAGGGAAAGGAAGAUAUUUCUGUAAAAAUACAGGAGGACUUCAUUAUCCGUGGAUUCAUUAUCAUUUAGAUUGUGAGCCCUUUGGGGACAGGGAUCCAUCUUAUUUAUUAUUUCUCUCUGUAGACCACCCUGAGCCAUUUUUGGAAGGGCGAAUAAAUUUAUUUAUCUAUUGAAUAAAUAAAUAAAUAAAUAAAUAAAUAAAUAAAUAAAUAAAUAAAUAUCCAUAUUUGGGAGAAAGACACCUGACCUCGGCAUAUGGGGGGGCAGCACGUCAACCUUGUGUAUCCGCGGGUCGUAAGUGGCUGGAAAUGACUGAAGGGGUCAUUUCCAGCCAUUUUGUUUCUCAGAGCCACAAAAUGGCUCCAGUUUUAAAAACUGGGCAUUCCAGGCACACAGUGUGACGUGGGGAGAGCAGCAAAGCAUGGUAAUGAGCUCCCCCCCGUGUGUGUCCCCCAAAAAAUUUGGCUGAAAAUCGGCAUUUUUUUCUAAUUUUCCUGGAGACCAGGAACCUAACCCCCAAUUCCCCACUGACUCAAUGCCUCAAUAUCUGCAGUUUACAUAUCCACAGUAUAAUUGCAGAAUGGGACCCCCGCAAAUAUUGAGGUCCUCCUGUACAUCCUUUCCCUAGAAUAAAGCUGUGAUUAAAAUAACUGCAUUAGUCAGCUUCUUAUCAGUUGUUUCUGCAGAGAAAUAAAGAUGCUUUAAAAAUCAGUUGAUAUCACAAAGAUCAAGAUGCCUAUGAAAGUAUUAUCCUGGAAAUUUUUUUAAAAAAUAUUCAGUCUAAAUUCAAAUGUGUGUAUUUUCAGUCUCAUAGCAGCUAUAACUACUUGCUGCUAACUGACAGUCUUAAUUGUACAUGCUGCCAACAGCAGCAAAAGAUACAAACUGUAUUUUGCAGUCCAGUGAAAGCUGGGAGAUAUUUUCAAGAGUUUGCAGCUUAUCUAAGGUAAGUAGGAAACACUUAUUAGUUGAUCCUGCUCUCACCAUGGAGCAGAAUAAGUAACUUCACCAAAACAGUGGCCUACAUACAGGGCAGUAAUACAAGAGCAAUAGAGCACAACCAGCAUUGCUGCACAUAAGUCAUCUCUGUCCGCACGGUUGUGGAAUGGGGCAGUUCCAUUCCAAAUUAGAGUUGCACAAAUGCAGUUCUGCAUGACAUGACACCCAUUAUUUCCAGUGAGUGUCCCGCCACACAACUCUGUCAAUGCAACUUUUACGUUGGACUGGAACUGCCCUGUUCUGCAAUAGCAGGGCCAGUUUACAUAUAUGCAGCAGUGCAGGCAGUGCUCUGCUCUCCAUAUAGAUCAGCAUUGUAGGUGGGCUAAUAACUCAAAUGACAUUUCAUAGUUUAAAAAAGGAUUGUCUACGUUUGUAAUGUUCUCUAGUUGGGGAUAACAAAACUAUUCUUAAGCAUGAAAUUAAACUUUGCUGUAUUAUGUUCUGAAUUCAUUGCCAUUGCAGGGGCUGCUACUAGAUGCACAGAUGUUGUUAGUUAAGGAGAGGGAUGAGUGAUGCUACAUUUAAAAGUGGUGCCUAAGAGCUCCUUAAGAUACUUCUUUCAUCAGCAUGUAGCUGCUCAAGCAAAUGGCCUGUUUCCACAAGGAAACAGAACAGAGCUUAUAGGCCAUUACCCAUCAGCUUCCACAAGCCGGGAUUUCCUGGUUGAGCAUCUCCUGUUCAUGGAAACUGAUCUGCAGCGCUGCAUGUGUCUCCUCUGCUGCAUGUAAUAGUCUGUAGCCCUUGCCUGAAGAGUUUAGUUCUUGCCAGUGGUAUCUCCUGUAUAAGGGCUUCCCAGUUGCUGCACCCCACCCACAUGCAGUCCUCCUCAGCAAGAGCUCAAUGGCAGGGAGAGUUCUCAAGAGCAGCUCUGUAGGGGGAGGUUCAUAAGGUAGGCCAGGCCCACCACCUCCUGAAACUGGUCUUGCAGUCACUUAUGUGGGGUGGGGCAGAACAUACAUCUUUGCAUGGAGUGGCAGUACAUGGAUACCCUUUUCUCUUGAGCCACACUGCAAGAGGAAGGAGGAGAUUGUAUUUCUCCUGGCAAAGUCAGCUGGCUUGUCUCCCUAGUCUAUUUCUGUAGGAUAUUACUCCAUGAAGCUACACAAAAAGGAGCUUUAUUUGCAAGGGAUUUGUGAAGUCAGAUCUCACACAUUCAUGCAGCUUCAUUUGAAAAAAGAAAAGAGCCCCUUUCUACUCAUGUUUUUAGCUCUCCAUUUUAAUUAAUGCAGCCUUUCAUGCCAGUGAAAGGGAGAGAGACUAUAUUUGCUGGGGACGCUUGUACAGGAAGAGGAAAGCCUCAAUAAACCUUGAAGGCAGAGAUUCUUUCUUUGCAUGUCUGCCAAAGAGACAUUGGCUGACGCCUACUACAGCCUUCCAGUGAUGGGAGCGGGGAUGCAGAUCCGCAAGAAUCCCUUAGCGUCCCUACGUGAAGAUUAUUUGCUCAGUGAAACAGGUGGGGAGAGGGAGAAGGGGGACUGAUUUCACCUCCUCUCUCCAAAAGCCCUGUACACCUGUAUAAAUAUGUGCUUGAGGGCUGUGUGACCCUCAGGGACAUAUACAAUGUAUAGGGCUUUGGAGAGAAGAGACACAAAAAUUGCUUCCUCCAUAUCUGGUCUGCUGCAUAAUGCAAAGAAGUUGAAGGCUUCUUGUGGUUUCACAGCCCUCUUUCUGCUGCCUAAGGGCUGUGCUGAAUGUCAGCCAUUGGCCCCUAUCCAGCAGUAAUCCCACAAGCGUUUGUGAACACAAGCCUGCUUAUGCAUGUAGAGGUCCUUAGCUAGCUCAAUAUUGGUUUAUUUUGCCUAAGGAAGCUAUGAUAAGAGUGCAUGCUUAGGACCAAACUAGUAUAUAAACACAUAUCUCUGCCAAUUGUAUAGAAAAAAAGAAAUGGGGACUGAUUUUAAAAUCAAAACUGUUAUAUGGGUGAGAAGCAUAGAACCCUCUCCUACCAACAGUAGCAUACCCUCCUGAAAUCUCUCCCAUUUCUCUUCCAAACCCCCACGUCCUGGCACUUUUCUUCCCCAUUGGGACUCUGACAGCAGAAGUGUCCUUUGCUGGGAGAAAAAUGCUUGGAGAGGGGAGUUGUAAGGGUGUGGAGUGCUGUAUCCUCAAGGGCUACUUAUUUGCUACUAAACUGAACCCCAGCUGUCCUGCUUUCUGUGUGACUGAGGCAGAUCAGUGUUUAAACAUGGGUCUCAUUUGGCUUUGACCACCAGAACCUUUCAGCCUCAUAUGCAGAUGUCCAGCCCUUUCUGCAACACAGCACUACUCUAGUGUUCAAUAAUGAAUCUGGGGACAAUCCAACAGAAAUAUCUUGUGUCAUUCCGAUUGAUAUGAAUUGUAUUUGCACUGACUGAUUGAGUGAUUUGCACUACAAUUUGAGUAGAGGCUGCCACAAGUUAAGAUGUGAAUUCUCAUUCCUGUCAAAGAUUAUUUCUAUCAGCGAUGGGGCUUUUUUGGAAAGCAGAUGUAGGAUUUCUGCAUAUACACUGCGUAUGCAUUGCCUGUACACUGCAUAUGCCUUGUAGUGUACAGCUGUAAGUUUGUAAGCUUAUAUAUGAAAGCAAAAGGCUCUAAAAUGUCAUACAGUGUGAUUUCAGAGUAUGACGUCAGUUUUUCAUCUUACUUAACAUUCUACUAUGUGUUUAUUCUAGAAUACUCUCAUUAAAGGUAAUAUUCUAAAGAAAGCCUA
Hemicordylus capensis (graceful crag lizard) is the source of this 5293-nucleotide messenger RNA. RefSeq names its product regulator of cell cycle (gene RGCC). Lineage: Eukaryota; Metazoa; Chordata; Lepidosauria; Squamata; Cordylidae. The record is from RefSeq and is a predicted model, not a curated record. Gene Ontology annotation, cellular component: cytoplasm. Gene Ontology annotation, molecular function: protein kinase binding; protein kinase activator activity. The coding region runs from base 319 to 714 and encodes 131 amino acids. Gene Ontology annotation, biological process: regulation of cell cycle. The transcript has 5 exons.